AUGGAUACCAAACUUCAGGAUGCCACAGCCAGCCCUGUGAUGUCGCCUGCCAAACUGGCACACGUUGUCUUCCGAACCUCGAAUUUCAAGCCGAUGGUUAACUUUUACAAGACCUUCCUUGGUGCUCAUGCCGCGUACGAGAACGAGUCACUGUCAUUUCUGACCUAUGAUGACGAGCAUCACCGCAUCGCAAUUGCCCAGGUUCCUGGAACUACGCCAAAAGGCCCAGCUACCGCCGGCAUGGACCAUGUAUCCUUCACGUUCAACACGCUCAACGAUCUGUUGCUUGCCUACAAACAACGCAAGGCCCAUGGGAUUUUGCCCUUCUGGUCCGUCAACCACGGACCGACCGUGAGCAUGUACUACCUGGAUCCCGACGGCAACAAGGUUGAAACGCAGGUGGACGUCUUCGAGACGGCGGAGGAUAGUAAAGCCUUCCUUUCGAGCCCUGCAUUCGCCGAGAAUCCUUUCGGCGUUGAGUUCAAACCCGAGGACUGGAUCACGCGCCUUGAAAAUGGCGAGCAUGAGCGGGUGCUCAUGAAGAGGGGAAACGUAGGGCCUCGUGGUCCUGAGUCUAUACCCAUGCCCUCUGUGCCAGCCAUCGAGGGCUAG
Neoarthrinium moseri is the source of this 612-nucleotide messenger RNA. RefSeq lists its product as uncharacterized. The record is from RefSeq and is a predicted model, not a curated record. The transcript has a single exon. NCBI's taxonomy places the organism in Eukaryota, Fungi, Ascomycota, Sordariomycetes, Amphisphaeriales, Apiosporaceae. The coding region runs from base 1 to 612 and encodes 203 amino acids.